Messenger RNA from Symbiodinium natans, 1950 nucleotides. NCBI's taxonomy places the organism in Eukaryota, Dinophyceae, Suessiales, Symbiodiniaceae. The record is from the annotation of a GenBank genome assembly.
AUGGUCCCAGGUGCAGACCUAGGCGCAAGCACGGGGGUACAAGGAUCCGAUCAGAUGUCCAACAUCCGAGGGGAGGAGUCUUCGAAGUACCAGGAGGAGGUGGAGUUGAACACGCAGUCGGCAAAGACGGUGGAGGGCGCCGUGUCGAAGCUCUCUGGCGGCACCUCUUUCCUGCAGAGGCGUGCGGAGGAGCCGGACAAGGGCUACGUCCUUGGACUCCUGAAAGGAAUCCAGGUGGCGGACACUUGCAUCGCGGAUAUCGGAGACACUCAGAGAUCCACUAGCGCCACAGGCGGUGCAGGUUGUGAUGGAAGUGGAAGGCUAGCUGCUGCCGAUGGACGUGCAGCGCGCCUCACUAAGACUCGCACCGAGCUGGACGAGUCGGAGAAGGCUGUACCCAUUGGUCCUGCUUUCGGAUACUCCAUCAAGGAUCAGGAGACCGUUCUGCAAAAUGAGGUGUUGCAGAAGAGCCGGCUGUUGGCCCAGAGUAAGUUGGACCUCGUCGAGGCGCAGCGCGUGCACGACGAAGAGAAGGAGGGCAUGAUCCAGCUUGUCUGGCUGCUCUACGUUAUGGGCCCUGUUUUUUUCUGGGUCUCAUUUCGGCAAGUUGUGUUGAGGUCGCAUGCUUACCUCAGCUGCUACUUUGUUGAGAUGCGUCGCUUCAUUGGGCAGGAGUCCAGCGCGGACAUGAUGCAGAUGGUGGCGGACACGAAGGAGGACUGUGCAGCCAAGGCAGCUGAGUUCGACGUGCGGAAGGAGGAUCAGGACAAGGAGCGAGCUGCCCUGGUGGAGGCAACUGGCGUCCUCAAAGAGGAGGAGGGCGGCGCCAAGGCCGCCAACUUCUUGCAGGUCGAUUCCGAGAGUCAUCGGGCGGGCGAGGAGAAGGAAGUUGAGCUGGUGCAGCACCAGACCCGCGACAAGGCCGAGGGCAUGGGGCAAGCCGCCGAGGUGCGGGAUCUGUUACUGUUGUGGUGUUUGAAGUUGCUGUGGCAGUUAGUCUUCUAUGUGCCACUGAAGUGGGCGGUCCUCGGGCUCGUUGAUGCCAUCGAGAGCCACCAAACAGAAGACGCCAAGAGGAAGAGCUUCUGCGAGGUUCAGAUGGGCAACAACCAGAAUUCCAAAGCCAAGACCGAAGGCGACCUCGUGCGCCUCAAGGCCAGGGAAGCCUUCUUGGAGUCAGAAGUGGGAGCCACCUCUAAGGAGGUGACGGAGCUGAAGGCCCAGGCCCAGGCCUUCACGGAGCGUCUCACGAAGUUGGAGGCGGCGCGGACCAAGGAGAAGGCCUCGUACAAGGCCUCGACGAAGGACCGCGAGCUUACGGUGCAGGUCGUGAAGAAAGCCAAGGGCAUCGUCGAGAGCUUCUAUGCAACAAAGGACCCGCAGGGCCUGGUACAAGUGCGGGACCACCAGGGCCAUGAGCCUACGGAGGUGGCACAUGCAGCUGACGAGCCCAAGAAGGAGCAAAAAGCACCCCCAGAGACGUGGACCUUGGGCAGCUCGAGGAAAGGGGGCCUCGGUCAGUCGGUCAUUGCCAUGCUGGACACGAUCAUGUGGGACUUUAAGAAGGAGCAGGAGGAUGCAGAGAAGGCGGAGCAGAAAGCGGACGACUCCUUGGACAAAAUCCGCGAGGACACCAAAAAACUGUUCGACAAGAAGCUGGAGCACGUGUCGCGUCUUCUCCAGGAGAAAGCUAGAGACGCAGAAGAGCUCACGCAGGUGAAGGCGGACUCCGAACUGAAGAACACAGCCCUCACGGCCACGACCGGAGCGUUGUCAAAGUUGGACAAGGAGUGCAAGGACCUGUUGGCCAAUUUCGGCAAGGUCGCCAAGGAGAGGAAGAGGCAGAUCCUUCAAUUGAAGGAUGUUGCCGACAUCCUCUCCGGUGCAACAGUGGGCUCCCGCACCGGCGUGAAAGCGGGCUUGUUGGCCUUGGAGUCGCUGCAAGCCUAG